UAAUUACGGUGUAGCUAAUAUAAGUGCAGGUACAGCACGCGCUAUCCGGUAUCCAUCCGUGAGUUUUGUGUAGAGUUCCAGAUUUUCUGAGACUCUGGGUUCUACUCGCAUACACAUAUCUCACCAAACGCAGAUUCUCCCGCGACGCACCACCCUUGAAGAAACAUUCAGCAAAAGCUGCCGAAUACAGAGCUUUAAUGGUUGCGCCCACUUCUGGAACAAUACUGGAAGAUGCUGCAGUACGAGGGGGAGAUAAGCUCAUAUUGAGGGGUUUGAAGUUCCAUGGUUUCCAUGGGGUGAAGCCAGAGGAAAGGAAGUUGGGUCAGAAGUUUGUGAUAGAUGUUGAUGCUUGGAUGGAUCUCCGGGAGGCUGGUAAAUCUGAUCACUUGUCAGAUACCGUUAGUUACACCGAAAUCUAUCGCAUUGUAAAGGAAGUUGUAGAAGGGCCUCCUCAUAAUCUUCUGGAGUCCGUGGCUCAACAAGUUGCGUCUACCACUCUGAAAAAUUAUCCCAUAUCUGCUGUCUCUGUGAAAGUUGUGAAGCCGCAUGUCGCUGUUCAUGGUCCUCUUGACUACCUGGGUGUCGAGAUUUUUAGAUACAGAAGUAUUGAUGCGCCAAAGUAAUAUUUUACCAAGUUACUCGUACAUAGGCAAUCUACGUCCCCUGUGACUUCCUGACACAGGUUUUUAGUGUGGUUUUCUUUCAGUUCGAAAUUUUGGCGCAGAUCCUUGUUCUAUAUCGUGAACCAGUGCUAUCACUAAUUAAUGGCAUUGCAGUUUUAUCU
Pyrus x bretschneideri (Chinese white pear) is the source of this 784-nucleotide messenger RNA. Its product is annotated as dihydroneopterin aldolase 2-like. Lineage: Eukaryota; Viridiplantae; Streptophyta; Magnoliopsida; Rosales; Rosaceae. Gene Ontology annotation, cellular component: cytoplasm. The record is from RefSeq and is a predicted model, not a curated record. Gene Ontology annotation, biological process: folic acid-containing compound metabolic process. Gene Ontology annotation, molecular function: dihydroneopterin aldolase activity.